This is a messenger RNA of Clunio marinus, 315 nucleotides long. Lineage: Eukaryota; Metazoa; Arthropoda; Insecta; Diptera; Chironomidae. The record is from the annotation of a GenBank genome assembly.
AUGUUUGAAACAAAAAUGUUUUCUAUUUCGCAGCCACCCAACGCAAUUUGUUUGCAAAUUGAAGGAAUUUUACGUAUCAAGAUUAAUGAGGCUCAUAACGGCUUUCAAAGCCUACAUACUUAUGAAGUCCAAUUUAGGAUUUCCUUCCGUGUUAUGAUAUCAGAUAUCUAUCUUUUCUCAACAAUCUCAACACGUAUAAACAUCAAGCUCAGCUACAUUUAUGAUUGUGUUUGCAAGAUGUUUUAUGAAUCCUUACAUCAGAAUUUGCCAAAACGAUGCUUCGUAAGGUUUGUGAUUGAUGUAAUGACCGUGUGA